GGAAGGGCGCGCUGUUCCAUUCUGAGGUAGGACGUACCAGGAGAUAGACGUUCUCUGUCCUGAACUUAAAAGACCCGGAACGUUUUUUUUUUAUUUUGGUGAUGUUGCUGUCGGCCUUGUGUUUGUGUCUCGCUAUCGGUACCUCCGUGGAUGCUGCUGGAACCUUGGCUGGAAUUUCAGACGGCUCUGGAACCUUGGCUGGAAUUUCAGACGACUCGAGCGAUAAUGGCAUUCUUGAAGAUAACUUGAACUUGGCUGCAGAGGAGGGGCGUCUCCUCUCUCUACGAAUAGUACUAGAGAGCCAAAACUGUUCACGAACCCCGGCGGCAUCUUUGGGGAACCGUUCUGUGGGCCCAAGGACACCUCCGACCUGACGGGCGUUUGCAAGAACGAGCUGACCUGCCUCAAGGAGAAUGGAUUCCCGAAUAUCCUCAGCCGGUGUUCGGUUGUGCAGGGUCCCUGCUGUGAAUUCCGCCGUACCUGCGGAGGCUCGUCGGGGCAGAGACUGAGUUUCUGGCAGAGUACUGGCUACCCCAACCCUCUGACGGAGCCAGGAAUCUGCACCUUCAAGCUGGCACCUGCACCUGGCGUCUGCUAUAUCAAGGUCGAGUUCCUGGAUGUGGUGUUGGACUCCCAGAUCCAAAAUCGAUGUAUGGCCAAUGCUCUUUAUAUAUUGAACAUGGCGGAUGGCAAUGGAUCUCCCUUCUGCGGUGCUCUAACCGGUUACGAAACAUAUGUAAAAGUGAAGUCAUCGCAGACUGGGCUGGCGAACCUCCUGUCACUCCCAGAACACGUGAUAUUCUUGAUAAACACGAAGACCGUCGCCACCACCGUCAACCCUACCAAGUUCCAGUUACGAAUGACGCAGAUUCCAUGUAACGAUGUGAACGUCUUCGCAGGUCGGAGCAUAGAAAACGCGGAGGAUGCGUCUCCAGUCGGAAGCGCCAGGGAGGGUCGUCGGAAGUACUACCACCGGGUAAAGGCUCCAUCGGCUUCCAAAGGUCCAUCUUCUUCCAGGAAACCUACUAGACAUGAGGUGACGAGCGCGGAACUGCUCACGUGUCUCGGAAAUACUACCUCAAGGAUUUACUUGCCACCCUUCCCAAUCACUCUGUCGUUCUUGGGGAACAACAUCUUCGCAGACCUCAUUCAGAAGAUCGCCAGGAAAGACGGCCUGGUCUUACCCACCAGGAUCGCUGGGGGUACCACCAUCACAGACGUCAGGUCGCAGUAUCCUUGGCUGGGCUACAUGUUAAUUAGGAACGACAACGAUGAACCUUUCUUCUGUGGUGCCGUCUUGAUAAGCCCCAAGUAUGCCCUCACCGCUGCCCAUUGCGUUAUGCAAAGAGGGUUCAGCCGAAACAGAUACCAAAUCAAAGCAAGAUUCGGCCGCACCGAUAUCUCCAACGACCAGAACGUUGUUAACUUGAGUGACCUUUGGGUGGACCAGCAGUCGGUCACAGUGGAAAGGACCGUGGUCCAUGCCAUGUUCGACUCCGUGACUCUGGAAGAUGACAUCGCGGUCCUGGAACUGGCCACCCCUGUUAAUUUGACUCCAGUGAGGCUCCCCUCUGCUGAUGCCGCCUACGUCGGGAGGGCUGGUAAGGUCCUCGGAUGGGGCUACACAGGCGUGAACUCUGGGAUGCCACGGAAUCCUCAGGUUCUCGACGUCACAGUCCUAACAAAUGACGCUUGUGACGCAGCCUGGAAAGGACUGUAUUCGGCUUACACCUACACCCCGCCCAGGUACAUUCAGGACAACAUGGUCUGCUCCAGCGCAAACACUCCCAAUGCUGGAACGUGCGGGGGGGACAGCGGAGGGCCCCUGGUGGUUGAGGAGGCCGGUGGCACCCACACGUUGGUGGGCAUCCUCUCAGGGGCGUUCUUCGACUGCGUGACCAAAGGGAACGGCCCUGAGGUGCCGAUAGGGGGUACCCCUAAUGUCGCAACGAGGGUGUCGGAGGUGCUAGACUUCAUCAACGUCGCUACUUCUUAAUUCAGUUUCUUUGUAAAAAUAAAAUAAAAAAUAAGUUUUUUUUUUUUUUGCAUCGUAAGAUGAUGAUUUCAGGU
This is a messenger RNA of Macrobrachium nipponense, 2070 nucleotides long. Its product is annotated as transmembrane protease serine 9-like. Lineage: Eukaryota; Metazoa; Arthropoda; Malacostraca; Decapoda; Palaemonidae. The transcript is spliced from 12 exons. Gene Ontology annotation, biological process: proteolysis. Gene Ontology annotation, molecular function: serine-type endopeptidase activity. Bases 653 to 1996 code for a protein of 447 amino acids. The record is from RefSeq and is a predicted model, not a curated record.